GGGUUGUGGUGCUUUACACUCGGUGGAGAAGUAUUGCUGCGUCUGUCAAAGCCAGAAAGAGGAACUGUUUCAGUCUGCUGUGAUUUAACCGUUCUGUAAACGUAUUGUUUAAUGAUUAAAGCUGCUUCACGCUGUCAACUAAGGAAUGAGGAGCAAGACUUGAGAAAUACUGUCGCAUCUCGCCUCAAUUCAAUCCAGCGAUCAGAUUCUGUUUUAAAUUUGGACCUUUCACAGUAAAUUAGCUGAAUGGAGCAACAGCGGGCCAUGUGUAGCUUCACCCCGGGUGGGUCUGCAGGCUGCGGGGCUGGGGUCUCCAACGGUCAGCCCAACAUGCGUUUGUUCAUCACCUCGACCACCGGCAGCCCGGUGGAGCUCACUGUCCCCCGGGGGGAGACUGUGGAGGGACUGAGGACACAUAUCUCCCACAAAAUCAGACUGCAAACUAACAGAAUCGUGCUCCUGUAUAGAGACAGGCAGCUGACUGCAGGCAAACUGUUGGAUCUGGGUGUAACAGAUGGAAGCAAACUGACCCUGGUCCCUGCCAUUGAAGCUGGUUCAGCGUGCUCCACUGCCAGAACUGAGAGAACUAUGAUGGACGUCUUGGAAAGUUUAACAGAAGUCCAGAUCAGUGACUUCCUGUCUGGGCGCUCACCUCUAACCAUAAACCUGGGAAUUGGUGCCCACACAAUGUAUGUGCAGCUCCAACUGUCUGCACAGAACGUGGCGGAGCUGCAGCAGCACCGGGACUUGAGAGCUGGGAGCAGCAGCGAGCUUCAAAUCGGCCUAACUCCUGUCGCCAGGAUGAGCCCCCCUGACUCCUCCAACAAUACUACAACAUCCACCUCACCUGCUUCCCAAACCUCAGACUCUUCAGACUCUACAUCCUCGAUUCAACUGAGUGCUCAAAGAGCCAGAACUUCCUUUUACUCAGCAGCUCCACCCCAGCACUCACUCACCACGGCCCCUCCACAUCAGUCCUGUCCUCCCCGCUCUACAAACACAUCUCCUGUUCUUUCAAACCCUUCUUUGCCUUCUGUUUGCCCACAUCCCAGCUGUCCACUACCAGCAGCCUCACCGGUCUCUUCACCUGCUCCCACCGGCUCCAUCUCUGGACCCCCGAGCCAAGCGGCAGCCUCGACCUUCAAAGAGAGUAGUGUUCAUGCUUCAUCCACUGCAGAGGUGUGCAAGCAGCCAGGAGCUGUCAUCGAAAGUUUUGUCAGCCACUCUCCAGGCGUCUUCUCUGGGACUUUUUCUGGCACUCUGGCCCCAUGCAGUCAAACGGGCAUCAGACAUCCUCGACGUGGCUUCGGCAUCAUUCUCCAGAUCCUCAACGACCUACUCAGAGCUGCCUUCCACCACCAGGGGGCUCAACCUGCCCCUCAUCAUCUCCGCAGUCCUGAUUCAAACCCUUCAUCUGGCCCGCUCCUCACAGCGAAGGAGCCAAGCAAAGACGAAAGCAAAACACAAGCGACCCAGAGAGCGGAGCACCUCAAUAAAACUCCAGGUGAGGAGAGUCCCCCCACAUGCUCCCCCACACAGGAAAACCAAACAUUGCACUGUAAGCUCGAGCGGCUGCAGUUCUUGAUGCAUCAGAGGCGUCUUCGCAGGCGGACACGCAGGAACUCACAAACGUCUCACCCGUACCAGCAUCGUCAUCAUCGUUUUUAGUGUCCUGGACGGAAAAGAUCCACUCACUGUGAUCCCAGUGGCAGCUUUCUGGAGUCUGAAGGAACCAUUGUGUUGACCAGAGCUGACCUCUGAACUUUCUGAAGAAUGUAAGCCCAAAAUGUCCGAAGAGUCUGAUCCUGUGGCUGUCACCGUGCUGAGCUUUCAUCUGAGUCUGUCCUUCAGUGACAAUGGAUCUCAUUGUUAUGCCACGAAAGGUUACACUGUGCAUUUUCAUGUUAUACAUUAUGGUGUUUGUACAAAGACCUUGUACUGUAUGUAUGUACCGGUAUGUAUGUUUGUUUAUUCCAAUGCCUUAAAUGUACAUGUCUUGAAUGUAAACUGUAUGUUUUGUUCUGUGCUGAGGAUGUUCCUCUAAAAUGUUUUGCUUUUUCAAAAUUAAAAAAACACAAGGAGAAGAAAAGAAGAAUAAAGGAAAACAUUUAAAAACCUGAUUUCUGUGACAAUAUAGCUGCCUUUAUCUGUCUCCUAAAGU
Cottoperca gobio is the source of this 2161-nucleotide messenger RNA. Its product is annotated as midnolin-like. The coding region runs from base 247 to 1668 and encodes 473 amino acids. The record is from RefSeq and is a predicted model, not a curated record. The transcript is spliced from 7 exons. Gene Ontology annotation, molecular function: protein binding. NCBI's taxonomy places the organism in Eukaryota, Metazoa, Chordata, Actinopteri, Perciformes, Bovichtidae. Gene Ontology annotation, cellular component: nucleus.